GUUCUUCUAUGCUCUCAGCAAUACUUUUUUAGACGUUCUAGCCCCAUCUAUGGCACUUCCAUGGGUUAGAAAUUGAGUUUGAAUAGUCGCCAAGGCUGCCCGACCCCGCAUCGGACGCGGAAGUUCUCGGCCGAGAACCCCACCCUUUUCUUUCAAAGCGUAUUUAAGUGACUCUGUUCCUCUCUUGAGGCAUUUCAAGCCUCGCAAGAUGUCCUCACUGCUCGAAGAAACUCCUCUCGACAAGGCACUUUCCUCUGCGCUCGAAAGGAGGCGGAAGAACGGAUCGCUGCGCACGAUCGCCGAAGAUCCGCCGACGGAAACCAAGGUCGAUUUCUCGUCGAAUGACUACCUCGGCUUGAGCCGCAACCCCGAGCUACGGCAGCAUUUCCUUGACUCUCUCCAAAAAUCAGAAUAUAUUCUCGGAUCUGGCGCUUCUCGGCUCUUGGAUGGCAACUCUGCGGACCACAUUGCCCUCGAGAAACGACUUGCAAAGUUCUACGAUGCGCCGGCCGCUUUGCUCUUCAACUCCGGCUACGAUGCCAAUGUUGGUAUUUUUUCCGUCCUGCCACAGCUUGGAGACGCCAUCAUCUACGACGAACUCAUUCAUGCUUCUGUGCACGAUGGUAUGCGGGCAUCCCGAAUCCCGAAAGAGCUCCGGAUCGCCUUCGAGCACAAUAAUGUGGAGAGUGUUAAGGACAUACUAGCAGCCCUCCUCGCCGCCAACCCUCCAUAUCUCACCGGAGAACGAAGCGUAUUCGUGGCUGUGGAAUCGCUCUAUAGUAUGGAUGGAGACUUUUCACCUCUCGCCGAUAUCGUUCGGACGGUGAAAGAGUUCUUCCCGGCAGGCAACGGCCACGUGAUUGUAGAUGAAGCCCACACAAACGGAUUAAUCGGACCAAAGGGAAGGGGAGUCGUUUCCCACCUCGGUUUGGAGAAGGAUGUACUUGUAAGGCUAAACACCUUCGGUAAAGGGUUCGGAACUUCUGGAGCUGUCGUCCUGGCCUCCCCUCUCAUUCGUAAUUUCCUCCUCAAUUACGCCCGACCGGUCAUCUACACCACAGCAUUGGCUCAAUUCAAUGUCAUCUCCAUCAGUUGCACUCUGGAUUUUCUGGACAAAGGAAUCGGUGAAAAGCUCGCGCAUCAGAUGACCGAUAUCUCAAAUUAUUGCCGUCAAUCCAUAUCAAAGUGUCUCGCACAGUACCCAUCAAGUGGAAUUGCUCUUGUUCCAUCGGAAUUGGUUGGUGGCAUCGCGUCGCCCAUUAUACCUAUCAUCGUUACCCCUCCCCUCCCUCUCGCUCUUUUCCUUCAGUCACGAGGCUUUAUGGUCCGACAAAUUGCAGCCCCGACAGUUCCCAAGGGUUUGGAGAGAGUACGGCUAUGCGUGCAUGCCUCCAACACAAAACAAGAAGUGGACGACAUGAUACAAGUGCUGGACGAAUGGAUGAGGGAGCACUUUCCAGAGACGCCGAAGGCGAAACUAUAG
Molecule: messenger RNA, 1483 nt
Organism: Dacryopinax primogenitus
Lineage: Eukaryota; Fungi; Basidiomycota; Dacrymycetes; Dacrymycetales; Dacrymycetaceae
Product: PLP-dependent transferase
Exons: 3
Coding region: 209-1483 (424 amino acids)
Biological process (GO): biosynthetic process
Molecular function (GO): transferase activity; pyridoxal phosphate binding
Source: RefSeq, a predicted model, not a curated record